AUGAAAGGAGUGAACAAUUUCCUUGUAGCUCUUGCCCUCUUGGCCUUAGCUUCCACAUUAGCCUCAGCCUCAGACCCUAGCUCUCUCCAGGACUUCUGCAUAGCCCUCAAUGGCACCAAGCAUGCAGUGUUUGUAAAUGGGAAGUUCUGCAAGGACCCAAAGCUUGCCACCGCAGAUGACUUCUUCUUUUCAGGGCUUGACAAAGCAGGAAACAUAUCAAAUGCAGUGGGAUCAGGAGUCACUCCUGUCAAUGUUGACCAAAUACCAGGACUUAACACUCUUGGCAUAUCCCUGGUUCGAAUUGACUAUGCACCUUAUGGUGGCCUAAACCCUCCUCACACUCACCCUCGCGCCACAGAGAUCCUAGUUGUGACAAAGGGUACACUUUAUGUCGGUUUUGUUACAUCCAACCCAGAUAAUCGCUUCUUCACCAAAGUCCUGAAGCCAGGAGAUGUGUUUGUUUUCCCCGUUGGUCUCAUUCACUUCCAGUUCAAUAUAGGGGAAACUAAUGCCAUUGCCUUUGCUGGUCUCAGCAGCCAAAAUCCUGGUGUUAUCACUAUAGCAAAUGCAGUUUUUGGCUCUAACCCACCUGUCAAUCCUGAUGUUCUUGCUAAGGCCUUCAAACUGGACAAGAAAAUGGUGGAAUAUCUUCAGACCCAGUUCUGA
Messenger RNA from Theobroma umbraticum, 666 nucleotides. Its product is annotated as germin-like protein subfamily 1 member 13. Gene Ontology annotation, molecular function: manganese ion binding. The record is from RefSeq and is a predicted model, not a curated record. Lineage: Eukaryota; Viridiplantae; Streptophyta; Magnoliopsida; Malvales; Malvaceae.